Messenger RNA from Parus major (Great Tit), 4922 nucleotides. RefSeq names its product G protein-coupled receptor 22 (gene GPR22). Lineage: Eukaryota; Metazoa; Chordata; Aves; Passeriformes; Paridae. The coding region runs from base 3266 to 4645 and encodes 459 amino acids. Gene Ontology annotation, molecular function: G protein-coupled receptor activity; peptide binding. The record is from RefSeq and is a predicted model, not a curated record. Gene Ontology annotation, cellular component: membrane. Gene Ontology annotation, biological process: G protein-coupled receptor signaling pathway. The transcript has 3 exons.
UAUGAAGCACAAUUUAAGCCCAACAUCACUGACCAAUCAAAAUUAGUGAAUGCACUGCAUCUCUCUGCAGUGAGGAGAAGCGACAAGAUGCUUAUUGAUUCUACGGUAGGAAGAGUGGGAGACUGCAGCAGCCUGUAAACCAGAACUAAAGCAAUUGUAUACAUUAGCAGUAUGCUGAAACAAUGGCACAGUACAGGCACAAAUUUUCAUUAAGGUCAUUUUUUGAAGAUAUGCUUAUUACCCUCUUCCCCUUCUACUCUUCUAACAAGUGAACAAAAUGAAUCCCUCCAACCUGGAACUGCUUCACCUGCAUCGAGAAUUUACCAAAUCUUUAGUGGAGGGCAUGCAGCAACUAAUUCAGUUUUACAACUGACAAUAUGAAGAAUGCAGUUGACCGGGUAUCUUUGUAGCUGUAUGACCUACAAGCAGCAGGAUGCAUCCCUAAAAUGUAUUCUUAAGACAUAAAGGAAUUAAAAACAAAACAUGGAACACACUUGCAUUACCAUUUGUUUGCAUGACACUUCAACAGUAUACAUGGAAGACUAACACAUCUGCUCAGAUUUUCAUUAAAAGAAGAGUGCAAUGAUUGAUUCUUAAAAUGGUGAGCAUUUCUUAAAGAGGGAUUUAUAAUUUAAAACCAGAAUUGUGGAAACUACUGAUGCAUGAAGAGACAAUGAAACAUGAAAUCCCAAAAGGAGAAUAUGCAUACUUCACCAGCAAGCUGAAUAAAGGUUUAACCAAGCUUUUUCUAUACUACUCAUUAAAUAACUUACUUGUCAUAAUGACUAAUGGAUAUUUUUCUCUCAAUUUUAUGAUGUUAUGUAUUCUCCUUAAAUCAAAAUAAACCAAAUUAGGUAACCCAUGGUUACUCUCAAAGCACAUGAACUGGAUUUUAUGAUGUAUAGCAACUUUUUUCACUAAGCCAUCACUCAAAAGUAAUGAGCAGGAAUAUUACAGAAAGAAAUACGCAACCAUAAACUAAGGAUGUCUACACACACUCUGAAAACAAGAGAUCAGAAAUUAUUUUUCUUUAAACCUGGAAAAUAAAAACAGGCUCCUACAAAAUGCAACAGGGGAAGGAAAUUAACAUCACUUAAAAGAAGGUUUAUUUGUUAUUGCUGGCUUGAAACUCAGAACAGACACACAGAAUAUGCCCUGGUCUGUAGAAGUACCUGAGACAAUUAAGAAGCCCCCAUGUUUAAUCAGAACUUUUUGCUGCUGAACUGCAGGAACAAAAAAAAAGGGAAACAAAAAAAUCUGCAAGAAAUGAAAUAAGAGCUCAGCUACCACUUGAUUUCCAGGUUACAGUGCGUGUCAAAAAUCUCUCAGUGCCAGCAUGUAUCAGUUUCUGCCAAGCUGCUGCCCCGCUGUGCCAGGCCCCUGAGGCACAGAGAACAGGUAGGUGCCCCGGCUGUGUCCACGCAGCGCCGGGUGAACGAGCUCCUGUCCUCACCACUCUGCCUCCCUGCACCCAAACCCAGGCAAGGCAGCAAGGAGGUGAUGUUUCAUCUAUUCGUGACAGCCUAACACAUCUGAGGUUUUCUGUUUUCACAAAAUCUCCGUUGCUAGAAUGUUAGGGUGAGACUGUAGUUUGUUUUAGCAGAUCUGCUUUUGAUUUCUUCCUGGCUUUUGCUAAUAUAAAAGAACUUCAUUUAUCCAGCAAUGCAUUUGGAAUGGUUUGAAAUCCAUUCACAGCCAGGACAGCAUGCAAGAGGAGAUCAUACUCCUGAGGGUUAAUGUAAGAGAGAUAGAGGUUGCCUAAAUUAGAAAUGAAACAAAGCUUUUGAAAUAUUUCUUGUUUCAUUUCACACCUGAGAGUAAUACGUUCUAAUUUACAUCUUUUUUAUUUAAGAGGCACAUGUGAAAUAACUGUUGAAGAAUACCAAGAACUUUCAUCAUACAAUUUGCAAUUAAUAGUAUUGUUCAAUUGAGGCUUUUCAGAACUGCAGAUGAAAUCCAUUUGCAUACUGUAUCCCAAGUGUGCUUAAUUCAUACUUUCAUUUUAAAAGAGCUCAAUUUUGUUCACCUUAGUGCUAUCCAUUUUAAUGUACUCAGAUUAGAACAAAGGUCGACCUUCAAAUUUAUUUUCAUGCCAAAUAUAUCCCCUCUUAAAUUUAAAGCUACCUAGGAAAAAAAAAACCCCUCCAGUAUCAUAACAAGAAAUUGAAUAACCUCUCUUUUAUUUAUUCAAUCAAUUACAAACUCAAGAGCUGGCUGACAGUAUAAAUAAUACAAACAUCAGUAUUACAUGCAGAUGCUAUAUUUAAAACUUACCCACAUGUGUAAAACUAAGCAGAUGAGACACAAAAUAGAAAAACUGCUAGAUAAAAGAAAUACCUUUUUGAACACUACUUAUUCCUAAGAGAAAGAUGCUACAUAUGUAAAUCUGUUUGGUUUAAAUAUAGUAUAAUAUAGGUAAUAUAGGUAGUUUAUAAAAAAAGAAAAAGCAAACCACAAACAAAACCCGAAAGAGACAAUUUUCUUUUUAAGUAUUAGUUGCUAAAAUUAUUCCCUUAAAUAUAUUCUGGAAUAAAAUUAAAUACUCUUCCAUUCCAUGUAGGCAUAGAUUUCUUGAAGAAAUUUAAUAUUCAAAUCAGAGAAAGGAAAUGUAUUAUUUUAUAAUAAACUCAGUUUACCAAACCCACAUAAGUUUUGCAUUUGAAAUUAUAUAUAUUUAUAAAAAGUUGUUGUAGUGGCAAGCAUCGUAGACAUAGAUGCACAGAAGAUUAAAAUGAACAGAAAGUUUAAACCCUGUAAAAUUCUGGUGAAUAACAGAACAUCACAUUUCAGUCCACAACACUACUGUAAACCUCAUAAGAAAGAUGUGGCUAAAUUGGCAUAAAUAAUUUAAACAUCCUUUUUAUGAUACACAAGCAACAGUGCUCCAUGUUCCUAACACUUCUUUUUCCACAAGAGCUUUUUAAAAUGAUCUUGAUCACUAAUUUGUUAAUACUUAACAACAUUCUUCUAAAAUGACCCUCAAAGCAAUACAAAGGCUAUGCACAAAGUAUGGUUUAUUCAACAAAUGAGCCCUUUGUGAAAAACCACAUCACUAUAAACAAAGGCUUGCCUCCCUAAGUGGAAGCUUUUCACUAUUUUUUUCUUUUUUCAAACAAAUCCUGCUUUCUUUUAAAAAGCAAAGACCUUAUUCUAGAUCUUCAGGCUUUUGAGUCGAUGCCAAUUAAAGCUCUAAACAUACUGUAAAUGAAGAGUUUGGUAAGAAUAUUGCUUUCCCUCCCUCCUCCUUCCCCAGCAUUUGUCUACAAUGAGCGUUAAAAAAAGAAAUCAAAUAGUUCCGUAUUUUAUUUCACCUUUCAGGAGAAAAACCAGCUGCAACAAAAGAAUGUGUUUGUCCCCCAUUCUGGAAGUCAACAUGCAGUCCGAAUCUAACAUUACAGUUCGAGAUGCCAUUGAUGACAUCGAUACCAACAUGUACCAACCACUGUCAUAUCCAUUAAGCUUUCAAGUUUCUCUCACUGGAUUUUUGAUGUUAGAAAUUGUUUUGGGACUUGGCAGCAACCUCACCGUGCUGGUACUUUACUGUAUGAAAUCCAACUUAAUCAAUUCUGUCAGUAACAUAAUUACAAUGAACCUUCAUGUACUUGAUGUAAUAAUUUGUGUGGGAUGUAUUCCUCUAACUAUAGUUAUCCUUCUGCUUUCACUGGAGAGUAACACUGCUCUCAUCUGCUGCUUCCAUGAGGCUUGUGUCUCUUUUGCAAGCGUUUCAACUGCAAUCAACGUCUUCGCUAUCACCCUGGACCGGUAUGACAUCUCCGUAAAACCUGCUAACCGAAUCCUGACCAUGGGAAGGGCUGUGAUACUAAUGACAUCAAUAUGGAUCAUUUCACUUUUUUCCUUCCUGAUUCCUUUCAUUGAAGUCAACUUUUUCAGUCUUCAAAGUGCAAGUACUUGGGAAAAUAAGACACUUCUGUGCGUGAGUACAAACGAGUACCACACUGAACUAGGAAUGUACUACCACAUUCUUGUUCAGAUUCCAAUAUUUUUCUUCACUGUUAUAGUAAUGCUUAUUACAUACACCAAAAUACUCCAGGCCCUAAAUAUUCGGAUUGGUACAAGAUUCACAACAGGACAAAAGAAGAAAAACAGAAAGAAAAAAACUAUUUCUUUGACCACUCAACAUGAGACUACGGACAUGUCCCACAGCAGUGGAGGAAAAAAUGUUGUCUUUGGUGUAAGGACUUCCGUGUCCGUCAUAAUUGCUCUACGCCGAGCUGUAAAACGGCACCGGGAGCGACGAGAACGGCAAAAGAGAGUCUUCAGAAUGUCCCUCCUGAUUAUCUCAACAUUCCUUCUCUGCUGGACACCCAUCUCUGUUUUGAACACCACUAUCUUAUGUUUGGGCCCAAGUGACCUUUUGGUAAAGUUGAGAUUAUGUUUUCUAGUAAUGGCAUAUGGAACAACUAUAUUUCACCCUCUACUUUAUGCAUUCACAAGGCAAAAGUUUCAGAAAGUUCUGAAAAGUAAGAUGAAAAAGCGAGUUGUUUCAAUAGUGGAAGCAGAUCCUAUGCCAAAUAACGCUGUAAUACACAACUCAUGGAUAGAGCCUAAAAGGAACAAAAAGAUUACCUUUGAAGACAGCGAAGUAAGGCAGAAAUGUUUAGUACCUCAGGUUGUCACUGACUAGAUUUCAGUUUUCACCAAAACACAUCAAACGGAAUAUUUGAACAAAGUGUAAAAAAAUACUGCCAAAUAAGAAAAACUUUUUUAACUAUUGGCGAGACUGUAUAUUUUCAAUAUAUAUGUUAAAUAGAGUAGGUCUUGUAUAUUCAAUUUCUUCAUUAUGUAAGAUAUAUGUUGCAUGGCUGUUUGUUAGCGUAACACCAUGUGUAUAUUUGUCAAAAAUAUUCAAGUCCUCUUUUUUAGAAAAUAAAUAGCCUUAAAGAAGUGCAAACUUUUAAAAA